Molecule: messenger RNA, 4470 nt
Organism: Paracoccidioides brasiliensis Pb18
Product: FG-nucleoporin NUP159
Exons: 3
Coding region: 1-4470 (1489 amino acids)
Biological process (GO): RNA export from nucleus; protein import into nucleus
Cellular component (GO): nuclear pore
Molecular function (GO): structural constituent of nuclear pore; protein binding
Source: RefSeq, a predicted model, not a curated record
AUGGCCUUUGCCUCCCAGCAAGGCCCUGGCUUUGGCGGAGGUCAAGCGGCUAAAGUGCAGCUCGGUCCUGAGCUCCAGGAAAUCCAGACCCAGGAGGUUGGCUUCCUCUCUAUUGCCGGAGACUCGAAAAUUCGCAUAUUCCCCACUCCUUGGCCAAGCGAUUCCCUCCCCCCACCCACUUGCUCUUUGUUGAGCGUCGCAUCUACAAAAGGCCUGCUUGCAGCCGCAGGGCCUGAUGGUCUUGUGAUUGCAAGCACAGAUGCCGUACGAAAAGCAUAUUCCGCAGACCGCACCGGAGACAGUAAUAUCAGGCUAUUUCAACCCCAGCUACAAAUUCCGCUCCCACAGAAGGCUUCGCAUUUAGCUUUUUCCGCCGAUGAGAAUGUACUUGUCGUAGCCGCUGCAGAUGGUAGCGGUUUGAUUGCGUACCAGGUUGCUGCGUUGAUGCAAGGCAACUCACAGCCAGCGCUCACUCUUGCUUUGAACGGCGCGAGGUUGCGCUCGCUGGUUCCCAACCCUACGGCUGCGGAGUUAUUUUCUGCGGUAACUACGGAUGGCGAACUGUUGAUGGCUAAUUUGCAAAGUAAUCAACUUCUCCAGGGCCCAUCGGGUCUCGUUCUGAAAACAGGUGUAAGCUGCAUCUCGUGGAGCAAUAAAGGAAAGCAAUUAGUAGCUGGCCUGGGAGACGGCACUGCGUUCCAAAUGACACCCGCGGGAGAAAUGAAGGCGGAGGUGCCAAGACCCCCAAAUCUCGAUGGAGAUAAGCAUGUUUCUUCUAUCUCGUGGCUCGAGAAUAAUGUAUUUUUCAUUGUUUAUACCCCAACAUCUGCACUGGAUAGCCAACCGGAAUCGUCCUACUACAUCGUAACUCGCCAACCGCCAGAUAGUUACACUUUCCAAAAGCUACCUGAGGCCUGUCCACCAUGGGGCUUGGAGCGCAACCCUGCGUAUCAAUUCAUUGGCCGUCUCAGAGACUUCAAGCCUGACUUGAAAGAUGUUUUAAUCGUGUCUUCGACUGCGUCAACAGAUAUAGCCAUUUUCACCAAAUCUAGCAAGCCGCUGUGUGAGGAAGGGGGCACACCCGUCACUGAUGCAUUCACACUUACCACGAUGUCUGAAGAUUCUAGAAGAGCCGAACUACCCCUGACAGAUGAUUCAGAGAAUACCUCUCCAAUUGGACUUGCAAUUGAUUUAUCAAGUAAAGAUAUAGUUGUAGCUCCUAUCCCGGGGGAAGAGAUACAGGAUUCUGGGUCUCCUCUACCGGAAAUUCUCGUCCUCAACAAUGAUGGCGUGUUGUCUUCCUGGCGAUUCGUGUACUCCGAGUCGAUUCGGCAGAGAGUACCUUUUCAUGGCCUUGUCCAUGCUGGGGGAGCCCAACAAACCCCAAACCAACCAUCACAACAACAGCAAACCCCACUGCCCUCAUCCAUUAUGGCUCCUCAAACUCCCAAUCCAACUUUCGGGCAACCAUCGUUUGGGCAGCCUUCUUUUGGGCAGCCUUCAUUUGGACAGUCGUCAUUUGGAACUCCAGCUCCACAUUUUGGCACCCCUUCAACCUUAGGAAUGAAUCGCCAGCCUCCUUUUGGGACCCCAUCUGCUCUUGGCUCGCAACCUUCUUGGGCCAGUCCUCAAUCGUCUAGCCAGACACCUGCUGUCAGUGGUUUUGGCACCGCUUCUGCGCUGGGCGGUUCGACUACUCCGUCGUUUGGUACCCCAAGUCUGUUAGGUCAACGGACGUAUGGGUUCGGACAGCCUUCUCCCCUGGGUAAAUCUAUUGCUACACCUUCAUUUGGGCAAUCUGGUUUUGGGGGAUUAGGUGCUUCAGCUACCUCCUCUGCUACGACAAGUGGUUUCCCCACUCAACCAUCGAGCGGUUCUGGUGGAGGUUUUAGCUCAUUUGCAUCCGGUGGAGGCUUCGCUGCUGCUGCUAGCUCUACGCAGCCUUCUGGAGAAAGCCCCUUUUCAAAGACUUUUGCUGGUGACAAUCCGUUUGCGAAAGCUGGGCAGCCCGUUUUCGGUAGUGCAGGAAGUCAAGCACCGUCGUCCGCAGCGUCUCAAGCAUCUCCAUUUGGAGGAUUCACUUUAAGCUCAGGAUUUAAACCAGAUACAGCAUCAACUACGAUGGAUGAAGACAAACCAGAAGAAACGAAGGGGGCGUUUUCCUUGGCUAAUCUGAUGAACUUUGAUAAGACGACUGAAACACAACCUGUUGGGCCUGCCAAAAUUUCUCCACCUACCUUCUCUCAAGCGGCUCCAGAGCCGCAAAAAGCUCCAGAUGUGGUUACCCCAACCACAGGCUUAUUUGGUGCACCAUAUCAACCUAAAUCUACACCAGACACUCAGACAAAAGAAUCCUCGUCGGUGUUCGGAAAACCUUCUCUGCCUAUUCCAUCUAAGGAAACUGAGCCUCAGAAAGUUUCCACAGUGAAGAUAACGGACAUAAAGACAGUAGACGAGGUCGACUCAGAUCGCAAACCAUCGACAUCGCUUCCUUCUCUCCCAGAAGAAAGUAGUCUAUCAGAGUCUACGGUCAAAGUCGAGCUACCCAGUGGUAAGGAGGAAUUACCCGUUAAAGUGUCAGAACCCCCACUUCCACCGGAACCAACAAGUAGAACUUCUUAUGCGCCUGGAGAUACAUCAGCUUCUUCGUCAGCCAUAUCUAAAGGUUCAUAUGAUGAAGCGCCAUUACCCCCGGAUUUUAUUCCCUCAAAAAAGUCAGAGCUUCCUAAAGAAGUCCCCACCUCCCUACCCUUGGAAUCUGAGGGAGAAUCAGCGGGCUUUGAAGAUAGUGGCGAAGAUGUCACCGAUGAUAUCAGCCCUGUUGAAGAAACCGUAGAUAAUUGUGUUGAAAGCCUUAAAACGUCACCCGAAAGCUCAUUUGGGGGACCUGGUGACAAAAGUCCGGGUAGUUCGGUUUUCACCAAACCUUCCUCAUCGGUUCGCCCAUUAAGGGACCAAAAACAGCUUUUCGGAGAAAUAACACAGCCGAUUUUUCCAGCUCCCAAAUUGUCAGAUGGCCGCAUACGCCUAACUCCAAGGUCCCCGAGUCCAGUACGAAGGUCUCUUCUUGGGCCCAGCUCAAGGGAUGGGUUGCGAUCUGCCAGCGCGCCUAGCUCACCCGGUCGUGUUUUGGCUCAACGAAAAGUUACUCUGGAGAGUUCAAGGCUCUCAAACCAGAUUGAACUGCCAUCUGACGACGACGACCAUAGUGAAGAUGAAGAAGUUAGUCGCCAAGCUCAACGGUUAGCAUCUGAGACCCAAGAACUGAGCGAGGAUGAAGAAGAUGGGCAACUUCGGGCAGAUCUGGCACGGCCUCUUUCCCCCGCACCAACCUUGGACCCUUUCCUUCCACACGAGGGUUACACUGGGGAGAGUCUGAAGCCGGGAAUACCAGGACAAAUUGAACGACUAUUCCGUGAUAUCAACUCUAUGAUUGACACGUUAGGGAUUAAUUCAAGAUCUCUAUCGUCAUUCUUAUUAUAUCAGCAAACGUCCAAAGAACUCAGCUACCAACGCUGGCUGGAUAUCCUCCUAAGCGAGCACCCCAGUGACAUCUUGGAGGAAAACCUUCUUUUAUCCGAGGUCGAUAAGCUGCGGGAAGGGUUAGAAGCACUUGAUGCCUCUCUCCAGCAACAACAGCUGCAAACAGUUGAGGAAACUCUCGAAAAGUGUCAACGACUCUUCAGCAAAGGUCUCGUCACUCUACGCGGCCAAUGCGCCAGCUUACGACGAAGCAUCGACUCGUAUGUCGAUGUCGUAGCCAUCUCCACAGCCCCCUUAUCUGCUGAACAGGCCACCAUGCAGCACGACUUACGAAAAGCGUCUACAACAGUACAAUCCAAAAUGGCCAACCUGGAGAAAGAGAUUUCCCUCCUCCGCGCCAAGAUCGCCGACUCCUCCAAACCAGACUCGGAAUCUGGCGCCGGCAUCAACGGUUCAGCGAGCCGAAGAUCCAUGGCCCGCCCCACUGUCGAAGCCGUAACAUCAACCAUCGCCACCAUGACCAACAUGGCCGAGAAGAAGAGUGGCGACAUCGACGUCCUCGAAGCGCAGCUGCGCAGACUCGGAAUCGAUGUCUCGAGCGCAGGUUCCGUGCAUUCUCGCAGCCGAGAAGCUUCGCCCUUCCUCACUCCACCGCCGAAACAGCGAGGGGGAAUUUCGCGCGCUGUGCCUGUCCCACCCGGGUCGCGUGGUUCCGUGGAUGGUACCGCCACUGGUUUGAGAAGUGCGUAUCACACGCCCGACUCUGCUAGCAGGUCCCAUGUGCGCUUCCAAUCAAGCUUAAUGGGUAGUGCUGGGAAUAGCAAGAGUUUGCUACAGAGUGUCAGUGGGCCUACGGAGUUGGUGCUCCCGGUGGGGGAUGCGCAGCGGUGGCAGGCUAAGAGGAGACGGAGACUGCAGGUUAUAGGACAUGUACGGGUGGCGUUGAUGGAGAGGAGUAGGAGGGUGAGAGGGAUGGAUGAGAUAUAA